CUACUCAAGCAAAGUCAUCAAAAUAGUACAUUGGGUAAUCAAUUUCUGUGUUCUUUUGUCGAAAUGGGGAAGCUGGUGACUUCCAAGUAUGUUGGAGCCAUCCUUGUUGUGAUGCUGGCAUUGGGUCUCGGCCUAGCACAAUGCCGUAGGCUGGAAGAAGAUGAAGAGAAUGAGACGAUUGGCCGCGGAGCUGGCGGUGGUGCCGGUGGGGGUGGAGGUUUCGGAGGAGGCCAAGGUGGAGGAGUAGGAAUCGGUGGUGGUGGCGGCGCUGGAGGUGGUGGAGGGUUCGGAGGAGGCAAAGGUGGAGGGAUUGGAGGUGGUGGCGGCGCCGGAGGUGGUGGAGGGUUCGGAGGAGGCAAAGGUGGAGGAAUUGGAGGUGGUGGUGGCGCCGGAGGUGGUGGAGGGUUUGGAGGAGGGAAAGGUGGUGGUGCUGGAGGCGGAGCAGGCGGUGGUUUUGGCGGCGGCAAGGGCGGAGGUAAUGGUGGCGGUGAAGGGGGUGGCAAAGGCGGAGGCGCUGGUGGUGGAUUUGGAGGUGGUGGAGGGAAGGGUGGAGGAGGUGAAGGUGGAAAGGGUGGAGGCAAAGGAGGAAUUGGAGGUGGUCAUGAAGGUGGUGGCAUUGGUGGAGGUAAAGGCGGCGGGAUAGGAGGAGGUGCUGGUGGUGGUGCCGGUGGUGGCUUCGGAGGAGGAAAAGGCGGAGGCUCUGGCGGUGGAAUUGGUGGAGGCAAAGGAGGUGGCCGUGAAGGUGGAGGCAUUGGUGGUGGUAAAGGUGGAGGGUUUGGAGGUGCUGGAGGCGGCAAAGGUGGAGGAUUCGGAGGUGGUGGAGGUGCCGGAGGCGGCAAAGGUGGAGGAUUUGGAGGUGGCGCCGGAGGCGCAGGCGGCAAAGGUGGAGGCGCUGGAGGAGGCAAAGGCGGAGGAUUUGGAGGUGGUGGAGGUGCCGGAGGAGGCAAAGGUGGAGGAUUUGGAGGUGGUGGCGGUGCCGGAGGCGGCAAAGGUGGAGGAUUUGGAGGUGGUGGUGGCUUUGGAGGAGGAGCUGGAGGAGGGUCCGGCGGCGGCUUUGGAGGUGGAGCUGGUGGCGGUAGCGGAGGUGGAGCUGGUGGUGGCUUUGGUGGAGGGAAAGGAGGAGGUGGAGGUUUCGGCGGCGGCCGUGGCGGCGGAGGGAUUGGUGAAGGCUAUUAAGUAUAGCUUCAUCGCACAAACGAGCUAUGUAUGUAACACUCCGACUAGGCAUGGGAGUACAAGCUAGUGAGCUAGCCUAUUACCGAAUGAACCACAUAAAUAAAAUGCAGAAGCAUUAAUCAGUUAACUAAUCAGAUUGCUUCCUUUCUAUGACUGCUUUUUAUU
Molecule: messenger RNA, 1341 nt
Organism: Linum tenue
Lineage: Eukaryota; Viridiplantae; Streptophyta; Magnoliopsida; Malpighiales; Linaceae
Source: the annotation of a GenBank genome assembly